GCUGCAGUGCUGGAGCCGCCACACCUGCGACACCCAGCUACCUCUAAUCAUUCGCCAUCUUAGGCAGAACUACUUAAUGGUGUGGUCGAACGGCAGUCAGCGCUGCGCAAGGGAAAGAUAUUGCAUUUGUGUGUGUGUGUGUAUAUAUACCAGGAACGGAGACGAAAGGGCAGUUCCGGGAGGAGGUUUACGAGCGCGGAGAAGCGUCUGGGAGGAGAACGGAAUACUAUCACACACCCUUUGAGCACUGGGAGGAGGACACCACUUAUUAUUGAGACUUUUGAACAGUUUAUCCACUAUAAAUAAACGCACUGUUUAUCUUCAAGUGCUCCGCGCCUGGGUUCACUCUUAUCAUCCACCGUGACAAAAGAUACGGCAGUUUCAUGUAACCUAUGAGAAGUUUAUAGAGAAGAGCACAGAGGAACAAUCAGAUUCAUGAAUGAUGGACAAUGAAGACAAGACUCCAGGCCUGGUAAAAUGUAUCGCUAAACUUGGACUGGAAAAUUUUUAUCCCAACAAGCUGACGCUGCAACUUCUAUUAGAAAUCAACAAAGGCAACACAUAUGAUCACCCUGUUCAAUCAGUGAAAGAUAUACCAUGGUGCUUCUUUAGAAGAUUGUUUAAAAUCAAUGCAGAGUGCAGGGACUGCACACACGUACCGAAUAAUAACCAUGAGGAGGAUCUGUUUGAUGAUCAAUAUGACCUUGACUUUUGCCCUACAGAUGACACUGACGAUAGGUUUAACCCAGUUGACAUCAUAGUAGCACUUUUCAAAUGUGCUGACAGCUUCUUGCAACAGCAAAUGACCCUCAAGAUGUCAAUGUGCCAGUUUUCUGUCCCACUGUUGAUGCCUCAUAGCAAUAACAGUCAGUGUAACCUGAUGCUUUGGGCUCUAAGAGACAUUGUCAAAGAGUGGCGUCCACAUGAUUCGUCUCAAUCAAAAAGCUUUGUUGAAGACAACAUUGUUCAAGCAGAUAUGCCACUCUAUUCAUUUGUGAGGCUGAAAAACUGCAGCCUAUCCAAGUCACAGCUUUUGAAUAUUAUUCUCAGCCGGGGUCAACAGAAUCACAAUUACUUCAUUCACAGAGAAAUGGAAGGAGGAGCAAUUGAAAAGAAAAUUGCCAAUGGACUGGUUGAGGUUUGUUGGUACCUGCCCAGUGGAAGAGAAAAUCUUGACAUUUUUCCAGAGCCAGCUGCUUUCGCUAAUUUGCGAGGAGACAUUUUUGAGUCGCUCGCACAAUUCUAUUUUCUUUACCAAGUAUCAACUGCUGUCUUUGUGUUCCUGGACAAAGUUGAAGAAAAUGAGCAGAAGAUUUUGCUUUCUCUACCAGAUGUGAAAACAAAACUGUUCUUAGUAGUUGAUGUCAAAGACAGGAAUGCAAAAGAAGACAUGUUGUCUGUGAAGGCAACAGUAAAAAAAUUGGAUUUACCAAAAUCCAGCAUCAAAAUUAAAGGCUCAAACAUGAACGUUGUUGAGUUUUCAAAAAAGAUUUGUUCAGCUAUUAAGACCUCAAAUGCAACCACAAUGAAAAUGAUCAACAUGUUUGACAAAGCUGCUGAAUUUGGUUUGUCUGUGGAUGAAUGCAAGAGUGAAAACCAAGAAAAGGCAGCUGAAGAGAUUAUGAGGGGCAUUGGAGUGCGAAUUAUAUCUGACUACAAGAAACAACAACUUCCUCUGCAGGGAGACAACUGGAAGAAGUUGUCACAGUUGGAAAAAGAACAGUGUAGAUUAAAAGAUUUUGGUGACUCAGGACCGGAAGAGUACAAAUGUAAACUCCAGCAAGAAGUGAAGCAAAUUAAGAAGGAGCAAAGUACCUACAAAUUGUCCAAAGCAAUGCGAACUUUUAUUGCUAACUUAUCUACGAACAACAAGGAAGAACAAAACUAUUUCCUUAAAUGGAUGAAACUGAAGCUUGAUACACAAUCACGGAAAAAACUCUCCACAUUGAGAGAGAAAUUUAAAGAAGAGUGCAAGAAGAAAGUGUCCAAACUCAUUGCAGAGCUGGAUCAAGCUUUGCUGGAGAGCUCUUUAGGAAUAGAGCAUUACAUGAGAGAGAUGGGGCUGAUCUAUGAGUUUUCUUUGCACUCACAAAAAACUGUUGAUGAAAUAGAUGCUCUGCCAAGUGUUGUAGCUAAAAUGCUGCUCGAUGGAUAUCCUUUAGAACUCUUGGAUGGAGAUGCUUCUAAUAUUCCAGAGAGAUGGGUCGCAGAUGUGCUGAUGGAGCUUCAUAGGAAGGUUGGAGAGAAGAGCAGACUGUUGGUAGUGUCUGUGUUGGGUGUUCAAAGUACAGGGAAAUCAACACUCCUCAACACCAUGUUUGGUGUGCAGUUUCCUGUCAGCAGUGGCAGAUGCACAAGAGGGGCUUAUAUGGUCUUCCUCAAAGUUGGUGAAGAUUUAAAAACCGAGCUGAAAUAUGACUUCAUAGUUCUCAUUGAUACAGAAGGUCUAAAAUCUCCUGACAUGGCACAACUAGAAGACAGUUAUGAGCACGACAACCAGCUGGCAACCUUUGUCGUUGGUCUAAGCGAUGUAACCAUUAUCAACAUUGCAAUGGAGAAUGCAACUGAAAUGAAAGAUGUCCUACAAAUCACAGUGCAUGCAUUUUUGAGGAUGAGGCAAAUUGGUAAAAAGCCAGUUUGUCAUUUUGUACACCAAAAUGUUGCUGGUGUUUCAGCUUAUUCCAAGUGCAUAACAGAGAGGAAACAUCUCUUGGACCAGCUAAAUGAAAUGACCAAAAUUGCAGCUAAAAUGGAAAAGCAACCUUCUAUUAAAGCAUUCACUGAUGUGCUUGACUACGACAUUGGAAAAAACCACUGGAACAUCCCUGGACUCUGGCAUGGAACCCCACCGAUGGCACCAGUGAACACAGGUUACAGUGAAGCUGUAGCAGAUUUCAAGAAAAAUCUUUUGGAAAUAAUGAAAGAUGACAGAGGCAGAGCAGCCACAGAGAUCCCAGAUUUUCUUGAAUGGAUGAAAAGUCUGUGGAGAGCAGUCAAAUAUGAAAACUUUAUCUUUAGUUUCAGAAACACUCUUGUGGCUCAUGCUUAUGACAACCUUUGCAAAGAGUUUAGUCAAUGGGAAUGGGAGUUCAGAAAACACAUAUUCUGCUGGCAGACAGAAGCAGAGUUAGAAAUCUUAAAUACUGACAAUGAAUCAGAAGUUAACACUUGGGAAAAUGUGGUCCAUUCCAAAAAAUCUCAACUGUCUGGCAAAUUAACAGAUCAAAAACAGCUAAUGAUGGAGAAACUAAGUCACUAUUAUAAAAGAAAAGACAGAGAUAUAAAUUUGAUAGAGAAAUACAAGGAAGAUUUUUCCAAAAGUAUUACUGGCCUUGCCAAAGAAAUUCGACAGUCUGUGUGCAUUAAACUUGAUUGUGCCCUUGAGCUAAAGAUCAGCAAAAAGAAGGCUCAAGAUAUACAGAGAAAAUACAGAGAUGUGAUUGAAGAGCAGGUCAUGGAGCUCUUGGGUAACUGCAAAAAUUCAUCUCUCUCAGAUAAACAGCUGAUAGAUGAGUUUGAAAAGAUGUGGACUGAAGCAACAAUAAAUGUGUGUGGUCUGGAACAGCGAGAUAUUGCAGGAUCAGUCCUGGAGCAAUUGAAAAAAAAAUUCUUAAACCGGAAAGUCAACAAGGAUUUACAGGUUGACUUAGAAGAAUAUGGAAAAGAUCCAUUUAAAGUUAAACAUGCCCAUUCAGAUUCCUGGUUGAAAAAGUUUAAAAACUGGAUUCUAGGUGAUUGUCAGAGUUUUGCAGACAGUGCAAUUGAAUCUUGCACACAGUUUGUACUUGAUACAGUAAAGACAAAUGGAGAUUACCAUGAGUCUUUCGCAAGGGAACUUCUAGAGAAAAUUGAUAGUUUCCUUGAACACAGUUGCAAACAUCACAAAACAAAUAUACAGUUUGAGAUUGACCUGAAACUUCACAUUUGUAGCUUUGCCACAAGGCAGUUCCUGGAAAUGCACAAAAAGUUCCUGUACAAAAACAAUCCUCAAAAUAAGCUGGAGAAGCUCAAGAAUCAGUAUUUGUCAGACUUUCUCGAUUUGUACAAAGAGAGAGAUCACUGCCAACGAAAAGCAAAUGAUUUUGCCAGAGUUUGCAUCAAACCUGCAGUGGAAGACUAUGUAAACAGAUCACUGGGAGUAGAUAUUGUAGAUGAGAUUGUGACCAGCUGUCAUUCAACAGAGUACAGUUCCCGCUCUUAUUUCCAGUACAACAUUCAGAGAGAAUUACUUCAAAAAGAAGAUUUCAAUAGUUUUGUGAGGUACAUCAGUAACUAUGAAAUGUAUGUUAAGAACUGGAUUUAUGAGCACGUCAAGCAAAAAAUGUCAGAGGAUGAAACUUUAUGCAAACUGAAAAACAAGAUCCUGCAGGUCAUAUUUACAAAAAUCACAGAAGCGUUAAAUAAGGCAUCAGAAGCAAAGGAUGGCACUCAUCUUGAAGAUAACAAGGAAAACAUCACAGAGUUCAUCAACAGCAUGCACAAAUAUCUAAUUAAGGACAUCUCAUUAUCAGAGGAGGAUGAAAAAGCCAUCCUGUUUCAAAUCCAAAGCACAUGUUAUCCAUUUAUCAAAAGUCUCAAGACCUCAAUAGAAGACUUAAAAGCAGAACUUCAGCAGGAAUUCUCAAAAUCCAAAGAUAUUGCUGCAGAUUUGGAAAAGCUUCCAAUCAGACCACAUGAUGAGCUUUUCAAGCGGGUGUUUGGUUGUGGACAACAGUGUCCAUUUUGUAAAGUGCCCUGUGAGGCUGGAGGGAAAGAACACGCUGAGCAUCAUGCAGCUGUACAUCGGCCACAAGGUCUUGGCAGAUAUAGAGACCUUGACACAGAGAAGCUGGUUGAAACAUUAUGUACAACUGAUGUGUACAGUGGAUGUAAAUUUCGUAAUGCACUCACUAAGCAGGAAUGGCAUCCUUACAAAGAAUACAAAACAUAUUAUCCAGAGUGGCACAUUCCAGCAGACCCUUCCAUAGAAGCAUCGGACUAUUGGAAGUAUGUUUUAGUGAAAUACAAUGAACAGUUUGCUGAAAAAUAUGACGCCAAGCCAGCUGAUGUUCCACAGGCCUGGAGAAGCAUUACAAAGGAACAAGCACUGAAAGGCUUAACAGAAGCAUUCAACAUGAAGUGAAUCAAGUACAAUCCUAACAAAUAUCAUUGAAGAAAACAAUGUUAAAAUAAGCAAUGAUGUGUACUUAGGAUACAGGACAUCAUCAUUACGAAGAUCAGUCCAAAUAAAAAUAAAUCAAUACUAAUAGUAAAUGAUUUACUUGGCUGAAAGAUGUCAAGCUUUCUUAUUUUCUUUUGUAUUGUGUCCUUGAUAUAAACUACAAAUAGUAAGUUUUGACCUUUUUUUAGAGACCAUUGUUAGAGUUUUUUUUAUCUUAUAUUAUUUGCUUUUCAGACUUUUCAAUUUUCUGAAGUUUUCCUGUUUUUUAUUCAAUAUUCUAGAUGUUUCAUAUUCACUACAAAGAAUAUGUAAUAACAUUAUUUUACAACAUGAUCAUUUAUAUUUUUGUUUUCUUUUCCUCUGUUUUCCCAAAAUAUUUUAAUAUGAAAAAGUAAUUUAAUUUUAAAAUACUUGCUUCAAAAUUAUAUCAUGAAUUUCUGCAGGGGUUUUUGGACAGCUGGUCAUGUCAUUUCAGACUUUAACUUUUUCUAAACAUUUCACUUUUUAAAGAAUUUAUUUCAUCAGUAAUUCAUAUUGCAACACAGCUAUGCAUGAUAAUAAAGACAACAAUGCUAAUGCUACUUAUGACUUUUAAAUAUCUUUACGUUUUUAUUUAUCAUACACACAUUUUAAUACUUACACCUAUAGGUAUAGGUAUUUUCAUGUUAUGUGCAUUUAUAAAUAAUUUAUGUGUCAAUGAAACUGACCUUUUGCUAAUUUUUCCUUUUUCUAUAAACAAACCAAGAGGAGAAAAAAAAACUAGCAUCUGAGGGUAACCAUUUUUUUUCUGUUAGACUUGUAAUGAUUUCAAAUAGGCUUUUUUUGUUAAACAUUUUAAAGUUCACAGAUAUAUAGCACAACAAUUUGCACGAUGACUAGUAAUGAUGAUAUACUGUAUGUACACUACAUUUGAA
Oreochromis niloticus (Nile tilapia) is the source of this 6075-nucleotide messenger RNA. Its product is annotated as up-regulator of cell proliferation. Lineage: Eukaryota; Metazoa; Chordata; Actinopteri; Cichliformes; Cichlidae. Gene Ontology annotation, molecular function: GTP binding. The transcript has 3 exons. The coding region runs from base 440 to 5122 and encodes 1560 amino acids. The record is from RefSeq and is a predicted model, not a curated record.